This is a messenger RNA of Candidozyma duobushaemuli, 1371 nucleotides long. RefSeq names its product cleavage polyadenylation factor subunit. NCBI's taxonomy places the organism in Eukaryota, Fungi, Ascomycota, Pichiomycetes, Serinales, Metschnikowiaceae. The transcript has a single exon. Gene Ontology annotation, cellular component: mRNA cleavage and polyadenylation specificity factor complex. The record is from RefSeq and is a predicted model, not a curated record. Gene Ontology annotation, molecular function: protein binding. The coding region runs from base 1 to 1371 and encodes 456 amino acids.
AUGUCUCGAUACCUGCAAAAUAUCGAGCAGCAGCUCCAGCUGCAGGACCGUAAGGGUCUCCAUCGACGGGCACUUGACCACGGUAACUCCAUGGGCCGCUAUUAUCUCCGAAAAUCCAUGGGCGACACGAAAUACCACAUUGGAGAAGUCAGACCGGAAUCAUCGUAUCUCAUUGACCUUCUUCCGGCGAUUGCGUACGGCUCGAUGCCGACCAAUCCAGCCGUGCUUGACGUGCAGUCCAAGUUUGUCCAUUUAUCGCUGAACAAAGCAAAGCAUUCCAUCAAUACAGUGAAAUGGACACCUGAAGGUCGUAGACUUGUGGUGGCAUCUCAUUCAGGAGAAUUCACCGUGUGGAACGGCAUGACCUUUAAUUUUGAAACCAUCAUGCAGGCACACGACCUGGCGGUGCUUUCGUUGAAAUACAGCCACGACGAUGAGUGGCUUUUAUCGGGAGACCAGGACGGUUUGGUCAAGUACUGGCAACCCAACUUCAACAACGUCAACAUCGUGCAGGCACACACGGACGCCGUCAGAGAUAUAGCGUUUUCGCCCAAUGAUAGCAAGUUUUUGACGUGCCUGGACGACUCGCUGGCGAAGAUCUGGAGUUUCAAUAAUGCUAAAGAAGAAAGGACGCUUUCAGGCCAUCACUGGGAUAUCAAGUGCGCCGAUUGGCACCCGAACUUGGGUUUGGUUGUCACGGGAUCCAAGGAUAACUUGUUGAAGCUUUGGGACCCCCGUGUGGCCGAAUGUGUGACGACUUUGCAUGGAUUCAAGAACACGGUGAUGAAGACAAAGUUCCAAAAGGUCGGCACAAACCGCCUUUUGGCCUCUGUAUCUAGAGACCGCUCUUGCCGUGUCUUUGACUUACGAACCAUGUCUGACUUUGUCAUUAUCCGUGAUGCCGAAGCUGACCUCUCCAGUGUGGAAUGGCACCCUGUCCAUGCUGGGCUCCUUACUACUGGUGCCUACGACGGAUCCAUGGCACACUACAUCUUGGAUAAGUACAUCUCGCCUGAUCCUGAUAGCCGUGGAGGUGGUGUUGAUGCUGUGCAUAGAAUUCCUUAUGCUCACGAGAAGGCCAUCCACGCUUUGGAGUACCAUCCGCUAGGGCACAUUUUGUGUUCAGCGGGAAAUGACCGUUCUGCCAGAUUCUGGUCUCGUGCCAGGCCAAACGACCCUAGAGCAUUCAAGGAUCCACCAUACACCAACGAUAAGAAUGGUGCCUGGUACUACAGUGUGAAUAACAAUGUGAAUGCUGUGUUGGAGGACACGCCAGCCUCCUCUGUGGGUCAGGCAUACGCAAGCCAAGCCGAUGUUGUGCCGGGUUUGAGGAACUUGACCUCGAAUAUUCCCGGUCUUGGAGAGUCGUAG